Molecule: messenger RNA, 1022 nt
Organism: Dermatophagoides farinae (American house dust mite)
Lineage: Eukaryota; Metazoa; Arthropoda; Arachnida; Sarcoptiformes; Pyroglyphidae
Source: RefSeq, a predicted model, not a curated record
CGUGGCCGAAGAAAGCUAUACAUAACAUGUAUUCACAUUUGUACAACUUUUCGCAUUUCGGUUCGAUCGUUGACAAAAUAAAGAAAAAUAAGGCAACAAAUAUUCUAUUGGAGGAUUACAUCAAAUUCAUCGAAGAUCUUAACAGCUAUGUUAAUCAAGGAAAAUGGAGCCAAUUUUCCGUUGGGCAUGAAAGAUGGCAAUCGCUAUCCCAAUUCAUCGAAAAUCAAAUUCCCACAUCUGGACAAAUUCAUGACAGACUCUUGGAGAGUUACAGUCUAUCAAAAAUCCUUACCAACAAAAUUAUACUUCGAAAAACUGCUGGUGUUUUGGGGGAAGAACAUCCAUUGGUUGUGGCAAUGAAACGCUUGAAAUCUGGAUCAACGGAAGAAGAAUGUACCGACCACAAGAAAAAAUUCAAAAGUGAUUCGGCAAUGCGGGAGCAUUUGAAAUCUUUUCAUCCAGAAGUAUAUGUUGGAUCUGCUGCCCACGAUGAACCUGGACCCUCUGACAUUGGUCUCCCAGUUUUGGAUAUUCCUGAAAUUAUGGAUACCGAAGAUACCGAAAUACCAUCAUCGGUUAUGGAAGCUGAUUUUUCCUGUAUUGAAGAAGAUUCCUCCGAAGAUGAUGACCAACCUGAAAUUCAACAAAUUAUUCUGUCAUCAGAUGAAGAAGAAGAAGAUUUCGAAGAAACCACAGCACCCGAAGCAAGUUCAUUCUUUGAAGGUUUGCCGAAUCUUCUCAGCGAAAAUGAACUGCGAUUGUUUCAUGGUUUCGCAAAGAACAUCAUAAAAUGCCGGGUAAAUGGAACCAGAAUUUGUGAUAUCGCUCAGAUCACAGAGGCAACUUAUUCACACAAUCUUGAUCGUUGUUUUUUCAUUGUUUCUGUAAGUUUAAUUAUUAUCAUUUGUAUUUUUUUACAACUAAAUCGACGACUUAAAAAAAUUUGGCUCAUUUUUACAUGUUAUAAAAGUUCAUUUGUUUUACCCGAUGAAUGUUUAACCUUUAGUAUUGUAUAUAUUUGA